Messenger RNA from Lactuca saligna, 1948 nucleotides. The record is from the annotation of a GenBank genome assembly. NCBI's taxonomy places the organism in Eukaryota, Viridiplantae, Streptophyta, Magnoliopsida, Asterales, Asteraceae.
CUUUAUGGUAAAAAUUAUAAGUAUUGAAUCAUCGAAUACAUAACAAAUCUUUUCUAGAAAACACUAUAAAUAGAACAGAAACUAGACGAGUUUCAUCGACUAUUGACACAUUGAUUAAACUCGAAAGUUUGCAAAAACAAGAUUAAUAAUGCAUCCAAGAGUUAAUGGCAUGAUUGUAGGGUUUGUUGCAGCACUGAUUUAUCUGAUUAGAGGAUCGGAAGCGGUUUCCAAUGCGGGUUUACCACCGAACUGGGGUUUAACUACUGUUAACCGGUCUAGUUUCCCUAGUGAUUUUAUCUUUGGUUCUUCUUCUUCUUCGUUUCAGAAUGAGGGUGGAACAAAUGAAGAUGGUAGAUCGCCAAGUAUAUGGGAUACUUUUACUCGAAGACAUUCUGACAAGAUCGCUGAUCACAGUAACGGGAACAUGGCAACUGAUAGUUAUCAUCGAUACAAGGAGGAUGUUAAGAUGAUAAGGCAAAUGAGCAUGGAUGCGUACAGUUUCUCUAUCUCAUGGUCUCGAGUUAUACCACUUGGAAAAGUAAGCAGUGGUGUUAAUGAGCGAGGAAUUUCAUACUACAAUAACCUCAUAAAUGAACUUCGAGCCAACGAUCUUGAACCCUUUGUGACUCUAUUUCACUUUGAUCUUCCUCAAGCUCUAGAAGACGAGUAUGGAGGGUUCUUGAGUUCCCGUGUUGUGAAUGAUUUUCGUGAUUUCGCGGAGCUAUGUUUUAGAAGAUUUGGUGAUCGGGUCAAAUACUGGAUCACCAUGAACGAACCAUGGAGCUAUAGUGUCGGAGGUUAUGAAAAAGGCAAUUUUGCCCCUGGCCGGUGUUCUGACGCUGUGGGUAAAUGCCCCGCCGGCGAUUCAGGAAUCGAGCCUUAUAUCGUCACUCAUAACAUGCUUCUUGCCCAUGCAGCUGCCACCAAAUUAUAUCAUGAUAUCUAUAAGGGGCCUCAAAAUGGCAAGAUUGGAAUCUCACUUGUGACACGAUGGAUGGUGCCAUAUUCCGACGUGAAAUUACAUCGGGAUGCUGCAAUUCGUGCUCUUGAUUUUGAUUUUGGUUGGUUUAUGAAUCCAUUAACGUUUGGGGAUUACCCUGAGAAUAUGCGAAUUAAUGUUGCAAAUAGAUUACCUCGAUUCACAGCAGAAGAAUCCUACACAUUAAAGAAUUCGUUGGAUUUUCUUGGAUUGAAUUACUACACAGCGAAUUUUGUGCAACAUGUUUCUGAAGCUGUUACUGAUAACAUGACUCGUUCUUCCGAUUCUCAAGCUGAAUUAUCAAUUGAAAGGAAUGGAAUUCCAAUUGGUUCAAAGGGUGGAUCGGAUUGGCUUCGGUCAUACCCACAAGGAAUUCACGAUCUUCUAGUGUACAUUAAAAACAACUACAACAAUCCAAUAAUUUACAUUACAGAAAAUGGAGUUGAUGAGCCUAACAAUUCCUCGUUAUCUCUCCGAACUGUUCUACAAGACGAUUUCCGGGUUCAAUAUUAUGUUGUUCAUCUUCAGAAGCUUCUACAAUGUAUCAAUUCAGGAGUGAAUGUGAAGGGUUACUUUGCACGGUCAUUGAUGGACAGCUUCGAAUGGGAUCGUGGCUAUACCGUCCGGUUUGGGCUACAUUUUGUGGAUUAUAACAAUGAUUUGAGACGAUAUCCUAAGUUUUCAUCAACUUGGUUAACCAAUUUCAUGCGGAUUAAGGGCUAAAAAAGCAAAAAGAUAGAAUAUAUGAAGAUCUAGUAUUUUCUUCUCUACUUUUCUUUAAAUAAGAUUAAUGAAUCAAGCUUUGUUUCUUUCUAUUUAAACAUUGAUUAUGAAAAUAUAAUCUUUUAAAUAAGCAUCAAACUUUAGAAUCAUUAAUAAAUAAUACAAAGAACGGAUUAAACAUGUAUAAGUUAGGCAUCAACGUCGAUUCCUUUAAUUCUUUUGUUCAUAUAAUAUUUUAUUUUGGCU